AUGUAUCCAACAUCGUGUGCUGCCAUAUCGGCGUGUCGUCUGUUAGUGGUUUAAAAAUCAAAAUGUUUUCCUAUAGAAAUUUAUUGCACAGUCGCUGUUAUUUAUCAAAAAAUAUUACAAGUUGUUCAUUUGGUUCGUCAUUACGUCCAAUUGCUAAAUUUGACCAUCCCGUCAACAGAGAUUCCAACUGUCCGACGUUGGAACUUCCUCAAAAAGACAGUUCCUUCGGAAUUAAAAGUCAUAACAUUGUAAAAUUGCCUGAACGGUUGAAGGAAGCGGUUGAUAAAAUCCUGGGUAGCUACCAGGAUCGAAACUUAAUUAACAACUCAGAAAGUUUGAACCAUCAUCUAAUAUUCAAAAAACCACCAUUGACAGAGUCUCAGCUAAAACAAAUAGAAGUAUCAUGCACUGAAAGAGUGAGUGCAACUCAUCUCUUUCCUGAUAUGUCAUUUAUGAGUGUUGAUGAUGAGAAGAGACUAUCAAACUCUUUAAACAAUAAAAUAAGAAGAAGUGUAAAACAAACAGCAUACAAAUGGAAACCAGUUGUUUACAACCAAUCAAUGGCCAUGGCGUACUUAGUGGCAAGGUUGGCUCCAGAUUUUGCAUCACUGUACAAAAUAUUCUCUGAAAUACGUAGUAGAGAUCCAGGCUUCCAACCACAAAAUCUGUUCGAUUUUGGCUCUGGGAUUGGCACAGCAUUAUGGUCAGCCAAGUCAUGCUGGGGGAUGGAUAAAUUCAAAGAAGUAUUCUGUGUUGAUUCCUCUGUUGAUAUGAACAAUCUUGCCAUCACCCUUAUUCAAGGAGGAGUAUGGCCCAAUCAACAGGGUGAAUCUAGGGUGAUGGGAGAGGAUGGCACAGAAGGAUCUUCUACCUUAAAAGGAUUUUAUUUUCGACAGUUCAUGCCUGCCUCUCCAGCUGUGAAAUAUGAUCUUGUUGUUUGCGCCCAUACUCUUCUGGAACUGCCUUCGGCAGAGCUACGUUUGCAAAUGGCCUUAUCGUUGUGGCGUAAAUCGCAAGGCUAUUUAGUGUUUGUAGAGCAUGGAAGUCGAGCGGCUUAUGAGGUAAUAGUUGAAAUUCGUGAUUUCUUACUCAGCUUAUCCGACGAAGGUAAGGAAGCCAAUCUUGAAGGACACGUUUUUUCCCCGUGCCCACAUGAGGCGCGUUGCCCAAGAUUUGCUGACUCAACUCCUUGCAAUUUUGAAGCUAAAUAUGAAUCCCUUAUGAAGAAACAGCAAGUGCUUAAAGAAAGGUUUUCUUAUGUAGUCCUGAAAAAAGGUCCUCGGUCUGAAACUGAUUCACGAUGGCCUAGAGUUGUUCGGCCUGUUCUCACUCGUUCUGGCCAUACUAUAUGCAGAUUAUGCACGAAUGAGGGAAAACUUGAAGAAAUAGUAGUUACCCGAUCAAAGCAUAGCAAAGAGGAUAACACAAUAGCUCGCAAAACGAAAUGGGGUGAUUUAUUACCUGUUCAGCUAUCCCAUCACGAAGCACAGCGCGACCAUUCACCUGACGACAAAGAAAAUUUUAAACUUUCCUGAUUUAUUGGUGACUUAACGAAGUAAAAUGGAAUACAAUUUGUCCUG
Messenger RNA from Daphnia carinata, 1580 nucleotides. RefSeq names its product methyltransferase-like protein 17, mitochondrial. Gene Ontology annotation, molecular function: S-adenosylmethionine-dependent methyltransferase activity; structural constituent of ribosome. The coding region runs from base 63 to 1535 and encodes 490 amino acids. The record is from RefSeq and is a predicted model, not a curated record. Gene Ontology annotation, cellular component: mitochondrial small ribosomal subunit. Lineage: Eukaryota; Metazoa; Arthropoda; Branchiopoda; Diplostraca; Daphniidae. The transcript has 8 exons. Gene Ontology annotation, biological process: translation.